Messenger RNA from Cicer arietinum (chickpea), 1189 nucleotides. Its product is annotated as protein SEEDLING LETHAL 1, chloroplastic. Gene Ontology annotation, biological process: regulation of DNA-templated transcription. NCBI's taxonomy places the organism in Eukaryota, Viridiplantae, Streptophyta, Magnoliopsida, Fabales, Fabaceae. The record is from RefSeq and is a predicted model, not a curated record. Gene Ontology annotation, molecular function: double-stranded DNA binding.
CUCCUCAUCCAUCACUCCCCAAUCCAGAACACACUCCCAAGAUGUCAAUUCUAUUAUUCAUCCAAUAAUAAUUAAUAAUAAUAAUUCAAUAAUUCAUAAUAUUUCACAACCUUUUAAUCCUAUUUCUUAUUCUUCUUCUUCUUUCUUCUUUUUCUAUCCCUAACUAACCAAAAUGUGCUCUGCCACUGCAACAACACGAUUGUUUUCAACCGAUAACCACAUUCCCAAAUCCUUCACUCGUCUCUGUAAGCCCUUUCAUUCUAGGGUUCCCACUUCCCUUUCAUUCCAUUCCACACGACCUUCCUUCUUCGUCAGAGCUACGGUUGUAAAGUGGCGAUGUCCAAACCAAACUCUCCCUCCCAACUGCGAUACCAGUUUCGAAAAAAAGGCCCUGUAUCUGGAGUCUAUCGGUAUCGACUCUUUCUCACUUAUUGAAGAUCAUCCAAUGCUGAUCACCGCCUCACUUGAUGAUAUAAAAUCCACCGUGGAAUACAUUACUGCUAUGGAUUUCACUGCAAUCGAGUUUCGACGUAUGGUUGGCAUGUGCCCUGAGAUUCUAACUACCAAAGUCUCGGACAUUAUACCUGUCUUCACAUUCCUUCACCGCGAAGUUCAUGUAAGUGGCAAAAAUAUCAAGCACGUGAUAAAUCGUCGUCCUCGGUUGAUUAUAUGCAAUGUUGAUAAGCAACUACGUCCUACCAUGUACUUCCUCCAAAGUAUUGGCAUCGAAGAGGUAAACAAGCACACACAUUUGCUGUCAUGUAGUGUCGAAGAAAAAUUUAUACCCCGAAUCAAUUACUUUGAGAAUAUCGGGUUCUCUCGCCGCGACACAACUUCGAUGUUUCGACGAUUUCCUCAGCUGUUUUGUUAUAGUAUUAAGAAUAAUUUGGAGCCUAAAUACAAUUACUUUGUGGUGGAGAUGGGGAGAGAUUUGAAGGAGGUGAAAGAGUUUCCACAUUAUUUCUCAUUUAGCUUAGAGAAUAGGAUUAAGCCUAGACAUAAAAGGUGUGUAGAAAUGGGGGUGUGUUUUCCUCUACCUUUGUUAUUAAAGACUAGUGAAGUGACAUUUCAGAAUAGAUUAGAAGCAUUUGUAAAUUCUUCAACACCCUUGAAAACAUCUCCUCUGUGGAGUGCUGGUUGUGAUAUUAUUAAUGAAGUAUAGACAAAGCAAUUGCAUUGUAUAUUUACA